AUGAGUUCCGAAAUUGAAGCCCACAUUACCAAGAAGUAUGAUAAAAAGCGUUUGGGAAAAGGGGCUUAUGGCAUUGUCUGGAAGGCCAUUGACAGAAGAACAGGAGAGGUAGUGGCAGUUAAGAAGAUAUUUGAUGCUUUUCGUAAUCAAACAGAUGCCCAGAGAACUUUUCGCGAGAUCAUGUUUCUUCAAGAAUUUGGUGAACAUCCCAAUAUAAUCAAAUUGCAUAAUGUGAUCAAGGCAGAGAACGACAAAGAUAUAUAUCUUGUUUUUGAGUUCAUGGAUACAGAUCUGCACAAUGUCAUCAAACGGGGGAAUAUACUGAAGGAUGUACACAAACGUUAUAUCAUGUACCAGUUACUGAAGGCUAUAAGUUAUCUACACUCUGGCAAUGUCAUACAUAGAGAUGCCAAGCCCUCCAAUAUCCUGCUGGACAGUGAGUGCUUAGUAAAGGUCUGUGACUUUGGACUGGCUCGCUCACUUUCUCAGAUUGGUGUAGAUGAAGAGACCGGAGACCCAAACCUGACAGAAUAUGUGGCCACAAGGUGGUACAGAGCUCCUGAAAUUCUUUUGGCUUCUCACAGGUACACAAAGGGAGUGGAUAUGUGGAGUUUAGGCUGUAUUCUUGGGGAAAUGUUACUGGGGCGCCCUUUGUUCCCAGGCUCAUCCACCCUAAACCAAAUUGAGAGAAUCAUGGCAUCAAUAGCCAAGCCCACCAGAGAAGACAUUGACAGUAUAAAGUCGGCAUAUGGAGCUUCAGUAUUAGAGAAAACAUCUAUCAGGCCUAAACAGCGAUUGGAGGAUAUGAUUCCUGAUGCUCCUCCAGAAGCCAUAGACUUGAUGAAGAAGUUGCUCCAGUUUAACCCUGACAAACGAAUCACUGCUGAUGAUGCUCUCAAACAUGCUUAUGUCUGCAGAUUUCAUAACCCAGCUGAAGAACUGUCAUUGGAUUAUGAUGUGCUUCCACCACUGGCUGAUGAUGUUCAACUGACAAUAGAAGAGUACAGGAAUAAGUUGUAUGAGAUGAUUUCCCAGAAGAAGGCUGAGAGGAGAAGGAAGAGGCGGGAAGAUAGAACAAGUGCACAGCAGGCAAAUCGUCAUGGUCACGGGGAUGGAAACGAUGUAUCUGCUGGGGAACCUACUCAGAAAGAGAACAGCCAAGUCAGACGGGGUGCAGUUUAUGGUCAGCCCACCCAUGAGCCCCCACCCAAUGUGUCCGCCAAAUCACGUGCCCUCAUGAGGCAAAGGAGUUAUGAGAACAUGCAAGCAGAAGCCAAACUGGUUGGAGCCCCUAAAGGCAGACAAGUGUCAGCCCCUGUGGGAGGCCGAGUGCAGAGCCGCCCUGUGUCCAGUUUCUACAGAGGAGCCAGUAACCCUGUCAUAACAAGAGAGGACACAAGGCCUGGUCUGUCUGUAACCAGCUCGAGAAUGAUCCCUGGCCAGAGACCACUAUCAUCCAAAGACCCCUGCCCUAAGCCCAUAUAUGGGAGAAAGCAAUUCAGUAAUGCUGUCAAUCACCCAUCUGCUGGUGACCCAAAGUCAACAUUUGGCAGUUACACACAGAGCUAUGGAACUAUUUCAUCCAGCAGUUUGGCGGCACUACAAGCAAAGAAGUGAUGACCUCAUGACAUUACCAAUCUAACACCGUCUGCUCUCAUUUCUCACAUAGUAUGUGAUUGUAUUGCAGGAUAAGUAGUGUAGAAUAUCCUUACAUUGAUUUGCUCAUUAUCUAGAUUCAUAUUGUAACGUGCAUUUUUCACUGCCCAUUUUUAUUCAUUUGUUCACUCUGGAGGGAUCUGUUUGUCACAACUUGUGUAUAAUUUGAAUGAGAAAUGCCAUUAUUAAAAUAAUUGACACUUUAAUUAAUGACUCAUGAGCAGUUUAGAACAGUUUAUCCAGGGGUACAUCUUUCUGGUUUUAGAACUAAGUAAGAAAGUUACUUUAUUGUUAUUAAUUAACAUUUUAUGCAAAGGUAAAGAUUUAAAAUUGUGUAUACAGGCUCAUAUUGGUGUUACCUAUUUUAACAUCUGCUGUUGGGGUCUAAUUUCUAGGGCCCAUUGUAUGUUGAUUCAUAUUGGUGUGGACCAGGCUUCUAUAUAAACAGUUAUUUCUAUAUAAAUUCUUUUGAUCAAUUUCCUGUGGUCCAUGGUAACUACGUCUUCUUUAAGUCAUUCCAUUUCAGAGAAGAUUGUGGUUAAUUAGAUUCAUAUUUAAACUGUAACGGUUUCACUCAGAUUUAUAGUUUCCAUAGCAAUAGACUUAAGGUAGCAAAGUGGCCAAUUUCAGUGAUGUUAACCCAUUAGAAUUUCUACCGUUUUAUGGAGAGAUUCGAAAGUUUGGUAGACAUGCUUAUAUUGGGUUAAAAUACUUCCAAUUUUAACUACAACUGAGUAUGGAUGAUCUAGUUUCUACAACAGCAAAUCUUAUACAGCACAUACAUAUGCAUGCUUUAGUUAAUGAAAUCCAUGAUGUCAAAGAAAUAUCUUGCAGUGUGAGAAUUCAUUAAGUUCAUUUAUUUAUUUAUUUAUUUUGAGAAAUAGUAAUGAAAUAGAAUGUCUAUACAAAGCAGUAGACUGUUGAUCAGGUAACUUUAUGUAAACUGUUUAAAUUGAUAAUUGGUCUAUAGGUGUAAACAUGUCUCACUUCAUGUAGGGAUUUACUCGUCAAUCCAAAGACAGAUAAUGGAUUUUGAGUAAUUUGAAAGCUUGUUUUGUAGAUACUAGUACUCCUGUAUUUGAUGAUUUGAAGAUAUAACACAAAUCUCAAAUGCUUCAUGUUGAUUAAGGUGAGAUGGUAAAAUGCAAUGUAAUAUAUUUGAAGCGACAAUGAAAGAUACUGAAAUCCCUAAAUAUAAAAGGGACUGGCUGACUUAGAGAAGCAUCAAGACUGUCUCAGACAAAUGAGGUUAAGUAAUCAUUCCUACCCCUUGCCACAUGUACAUGUGGGGCUUCACUUUAAGGCGAGUUAACUUCACCUGUAAACCUGACCAAUUCCAUAUUCGUGAGAGGGAAGAAUGAUUCUUCCCCAAGACAUAAAUACCAAGCAGAUAAACACAUUCAAAGAAAUAAAACCAAAUGCAUGAAUAUGGUGUUUAUUCUGCUGCUUAAUAUUGAUUGACCUAGCCCAUGUACUAUCAUGGUGAGAUCCUGGCCAUGUGAAUAAUAUUGAAAUCGAGGCUAAAACCAGUUCGCAAGUGUGUCCGGUCAUUUUUUUUUUUUUU
This is a messenger RNA of Liolophura sinensis, 3220 nucleotides long. Its product is annotated as extracellular signal-regulated kinase 2-like. Gene Ontology annotation, molecular function: MAP kinase activity; ATP binding. Gene Ontology annotation, biological process: protein phosphorylation. NCBI's taxonomy places the organism in Eukaryota, Metazoa, Mollusca, Polyplacophora, Chitonida, Chitonidae. The record is from RefSeq and is a predicted model, not a curated record.